AAGUGUUUCAUAAUUAACAUUUUCUACCUGCAGUAAAACGAUGUUUGCAGAAAUGGAAAUCAUUGGUCAGUUUAACCUGGGAUUUAUAAUAACCAAACUGAACGAGGAUAUCUUCAUAGUGGACCAGCAUGCCACGGAUGAGAAAUACAACUUUGAGAUGCUGCAACAGCACACCGUGCUCCAGGGACAGAGGCUUAUUGCACCUCAGACUCUCAACUUAACUGCUGUUAAUGAAGCUAUUCUGAUAGAAAAUCUGGAAAUAUUUAGAAAGAAUGGCUUUGAUUUUGUUAUUGAUGAAAAUGCUCCAGUCACUGAAAGGGCUAAAUUGAUUUCCUUGCCAACUAGUAAAAACUGGACCUUCGGACCCCAGGACAUCGAUGAACUGAUCUUUAUGCUAAGCGACAGCCCUGGAGUCAUGUGCCGGCUGUCCCGAGUCAAGCAGAUGUUUGCCUCCAGAGCCUGUCGGAAGUCGGUAAGGAAAGAAAGCCCGGCUGUCAGCAGCUGCUCAAGCUUGCGGUCUGAGGAAGGUCUCAGCCCAGCUCAUGUUGGUCAAGGCUGUUAAACGCCUUUGUGAUGGCCAGGGGUCAUUUUACACAGAGCUACGUGGAACAGCAUAGCUGAGCAUCUAUGUAGUCUGUGUUCUCUGGGACCUUGAACUCAUAAUUAUUGCUCUUUUGUUACCUCUGUUAAACAGUAUCCCUAGCCAGGUACAGUGGCUCAAGCCUCUAAUCCCAGCACUUUGGGAGGCUGAGGCAGGAGGAUCACAAGUUCAGGAGAUCGAGACCAUCCUGGCUAACACGGUGAAACGCCAUC
Molecule: messenger RNA, 813 nt
Organism: Piliocolobus tephrosceles (Ugandan red Colobus)
Lineage: Eukaryota; Metazoa; Chordata; Mammalia; Primates; Cercopithecidae
Product: mismatch repair endonuclease PMS2-like
Exons: 3
Coding region: 41-562 (173 amino acids)
Biological process (GO): somatic hypermutation of immunoglobulin genes; mismatch repair
Cellular component (GO): MutLalpha complex
Molecular function (GO): ATP binding; ATP hydrolysis activity; ATP-dependent DNA damage sensor activity
Source: RefSeq, a predicted model, not a curated record